Molecule: messenger RNA, 1264 nt
Organism: Prorocentrum cordatum
Lineage: Eukaryota; Dinophyceae; Prorocentrales; Prorocentraceae
Source: the annotation of a GenBank genome assembly
AGCUGGUUUGGCUCACCCACGAUUGCGCCUGUCGACCACCGCGCAACUCCUCGGUGGCUCCAUACCGCUCACAUACAUCGACUCCUUUCGACGCUCGCCCACCAGUCUGCUGCCAGGAUGCUCGCCCGCGCCCUCGCCGUGUGGGCCCUCAUGGCCAGCGCCGUGCUCGCGUCCGCCGCAGCGUCCAGUGUUGCCCGUGACCCCGUCUGUGCGCCCGCGGGCAGGCAGGCUGACGAGGACGAUGUCGUGGACCUGGACACCCAGGCGGUGCAGCUCUCCGCCGAGCUGCUCUCCAGCAUGUCUUCGGAGAUGCUCAGCGGCCUGAGUGCGGAGGCGGUGCAGGCGCGUAUCAGCCUCUACCCAGACCAGGUCGGUGCGGUGUCUGGGGUGUCCAACGUCAAGGCCGCGAUGAGCGAGGAGGCAGUGCUGUCUGGGCUGGAGGAGGACUGGGACCGUGGCGACCUCGGCGUUCAAUCUGAUGCGCCUAUGGCACCGGGGGGUGAGGAUCGAGGAAGUGAGAACUGCAUUGGCAUGAACUGUCGACGCUCGGCGCAGGUUUCUUGGACCUGCGCUGGAACUCGUUGGCGGCGCCGCUGGCGCCGCCCCUGGCGCGCUCCGCGCGCCAGGGAUGGGGUUCGGCAAAGAUCCGAGAAAUUCGCGCGGACCUCCGAAAGUUUGUGUUUAUGUAGACUGCUCUUCUUCUAAAGGACGUCGUGAUUCGGGACAGAGCGGCGUCCGCGUGAGCGGGGAAGCCCUCGCACCAGGUGCUCGGCGAUUGCUCCCACUGCAGCAAGCUGCGCCACUCCGCCGACCGCGGGGGGUUGGGCUUGGCAGGCACAUUCUCUCUCCCGCCUUCGCACGUGGCUUUAGCUCCUUGUGGAGGGGGGGGCAUGGCGAGAUGUGCAGCUUUCCAUUUCACCCGCCAUCUCACCCGCUGCAAGCGGGGGGUUCGCGGAUCGUUAGUUUGCGGCAGAUCCAUGCAGUUUACCACUAUCUUUUUGGUGGCCAGACCGGAAGGGCUCGUUGGGGUUCCGACCGCGCUCUCGCCGCAGAGGCCGAUGUCUGACGACUCGAUCCACGAAACAAUAAUUUGGGGGGCGCGGUCCCGAUGAACUGACUUCAUGCGGGCCACUCGCGCCUGCUGGCCGCGCUCGCAUGCCGCAGUUUUUGCGCGGCCGUCAUCGCCGACGCGUGGACGCCAUCAUCGUCGCAACCGUGACGCGGCGCCGCCUUUAGCCUUACCGCCGUCAUAGUUGUCGUCGGC